AUGCCUGUAAAAGCCGUCGAGCGUAUCACAUCAAAACUCGUUGACGACGAGGAAAGGCCCGCGCCUUUACGGCCAGUUAUGACUUCGACAUGGACGCGGGUGCAGAAUUGGCGCGGCUGGCGACCACAAAGCGUGGCAGGCCAGACUGCCUGGAGACUGGGUGUCCUUGCGACGUGGCUGCCCGUCGUUGCGUGGAUCAAUGCGCACGUCGUGGAAAUGACAGUCGUACAAGGGGCCUCUAUGUAUCCGUUUAUAAACGAGGACAAGGACUCGAGUUUGCGAAACGACAUUGUUUUGACGUGGAAGUGGUCGCCACAAACGGAUCUACAAAGGGGCAUGGUGGUUACUCUGAGGAGUCCGAAUAAUCCAGAGACCGUGGCUAUCAAGCGAAUAGUCGGGCUGGAAGGCGAUACUGUUCACACGCGCCCGCCUUACCCAUUUCCCAAAGUCAAAAUCCCAAAGGGGCAUAUUUGGGUCGAGGGAGAUGGUCGACCUGGAACGACGAUAGACAGCAACACAUACGGACCGGUGUCUAAAAGGUUGCUGGUAGGCAGAGCCACUCACAUUCUGUAUCCCUUUCACAAGUUUGGUGCGGUCAAGUGGUGGGAUCAUAUACCACGGCCAAUUGAGCGCAGGCCACGGUAA
Cordyceps militaris CM01 is the source of this 645-nucleotide messenger RNA. RefSeq names its product mitochondrial inner membrane protease subunit Imp2, putative. Gene Ontology annotation, cellular component: mitochondrial inner membrane peptidase complex; membrane. Gene Ontology annotation, biological process: mitochondrial respiratory chain complex assembly. The transcript is spliced from 3 exons. The record is from RefSeq and is a predicted model, not a curated record. Bases 1 to 645 code for a protein of 214 amino acids. NCBI's taxonomy places the organism in Eukaryota, Fungi, Ascomycota, Sordariomycetes, Hypocreales, Cordycipitaceae. Gene Ontology annotation, molecular function: serine-type endopeptidase activity.